This is a messenger RNA of Impatiens glandulifera, 1215 nucleotides long. Its product is annotated as trihelix transcription factor ASIL1-like. Gene Ontology annotation, molecular function: transcription cis-regulatory region binding. Bases 241 to 981 code for a protein of 246 amino acids. Gene Ontology annotation, cellular component: nucleus. The transcript is spliced from 2 exons. The record is from RefSeq and is a predicted model, not a curated record. NCBI's taxonomy places the organism in Eukaryota, Viridiplantae, Streptophyta, Magnoliopsida, Ericales, Balsaminaceae.
UCGGAGAUAAACAAAAAGAAAAAACAAAAUAAAAUAAAUAAUAAAGUCAUCGAUUCCCACUCGCGUGAUCGUCGUUUGAUACACGCGCUCGCCGGUCUUCUCUUUUCUUUCACCGUAUUUACAACGCAUCAUGACCCUCCUUCACGUUUCUUCUGUUGACAACCGGCGUAUCAUCUUCAUCGCCGUUCCUUUUUAUCUAUCUUUCCUUAUUCCCUUCAAACCCAUUUUCUCUUCCUUCCCAUGGCUCUGCCUCCGCCGGCGCGUCACCUUCCUUUCCGGGAAGAUUGCUGGAGCGAAGAAGCUACAUCGACGUUGGUCGACACCUGGGGCCGUCGUUUCCUAGAGCUUAAUCGUGGAAAUCUACGUCAAAAAGACUGGCAAGAAGUCGCAAAUAUGGUCAAUUCUCUCCACGGCCAUACCAAAAAGACUCGUCGUACAGAUGUUCAAUGUAAGAAUCGGAUCGAUACUCUUAAGAAGAAAUAUAAAGCCGAGAAAGCUAGGGUUUCCGCAUCUAACGGCGUUGUUUCAAGUUCUUGGUCAUUCUUUUCCACCCUUGAUUCUUUAAUUGGAUCCACCGUUGCUAAUAAGAAGACUACUACCCAUCGUCCAGUUUCACCUCUAGCGGCUGUUCCUUUGCGUGCGGUUGUGAUUCCUCAGAAGAGGCCUUCUUCUGCCCUUGAAGAUUCAUACUUUCGGAAGAAUUAUGAAGAAUCGGAUGAUGGGUCUGAGGAUUUAGGAUCUAGCGAUCGAAGCAAUGAUGGUGAUGGUGAUGGGAUGAGGUGUAUGGCUAAGGCGAUUGUAAGGUUUGGGGAGAUUUAUGAGAGGAUUGAGAAAGAGAAACAAAGACAGAUGAUUGAAUUAGAGAAACAGAGGAUGCAGUUGAUGAAGGAUUUAGAAUUUGAGAGAAUGCAGGUUUUCAUGGAUAUCCAAGUUAAGCUUGAGAAAGUCAAACAGCAAUCCAAACGCUCUGAUAAUUUGUAGCUAGCUUGGCAAGAUGAAGAUAGAAUCAACAACUGAAGAAGAUUGAUCAACUCUUUUGGUAGAUAGAUAAAUAGAUGUUAUUAUUACCCAUUUUGAUCUUUUUAACUUAGAUAUAUCUAUUAUUAUUACUAUGAAACUUAAAAGUUUUAGUUCUAGAUUAGACAUGACUGUAUUUUGUUGUAUAUAACUACUCUACAUUUCCAUUUUUAUUGAAUAGGCAUUUUUAAAUUUAUU